GCUGUUCUUUGACAAAGCCAACCGACCACGAUGACCGUCCGCCUGCGCAUGGCUCUCCACGGCACCAGGCACAACCGUAUUUUUCAUUUGGUCGCCAUAGAUCAUCGUAGACGCCGCGAUGCCAAGCCCAUAGAGCUCUUGGGUGUAUUCGAGCCAUCCCCGAAGUUGGACAAAGUCGGGGAGCAUUCGUAUAAGACCAUGAAAUGGAGUGUCGAUAGAAUCAAGUAUUGGUUGGGCGUCGGAGCCGUUCCAAGCAAACCCGUAACACGCUUUCUGGAAUGGGGGGGAAUCAUACCGCCGGACUCAGGAUACUCUUCCAAACCUCUUUCGCCGCAGCAUCUGGGAACCCAUCCGAAUCCUCAAUCAUCGACACAAUGCGGAUCAUAGAGUGAGAUGCCGUCCGGAUUCGAUUGUAAAGUGCCACCCAUUCUAUACUAUGGUACUGCCUUCUCGUAAAAGGGCAGAGAGCUUGCUGUGGCCUGCAAUCUCAGCCAAUUCCGCUGCUGUCAAGUUAUCCGGAUCCUAAAGCCAGAUGAGCAACUGAA
Messenger RNA from Pisolithus orientalis, 545 nucleotides. Its product is annotated as ribosomal protein S16 domain-containing protein. The record is from RefSeq and is a predicted model, not a curated record. Gene Ontology annotation, biological process: mitochondrial translation. Gene Ontology annotation, cellular component: mitochondrial small ribosomal subunit; ribosome. NCBI's taxonomy places the organism in Eukaryota, Fungi, Basidiomycota, Agaricomycetes, Boletales, Pisolithaceae. Gene Ontology annotation, molecular function: structural constituent of ribosome. The coding region runs from base 31 to 387 and encodes 118 amino acids. The transcript is spliced from 3 exons.